This is a messenger RNA of Phodopus roborovskii (desert hamster), 2368 nucleotides long. RefSeq names its product GTPase, IMAP family member 4 (gene Gimap4). Bases 120 to 1106 code for a protein of 328 amino acids. Gene Ontology annotation, molecular function: GTP binding. Lineage: Eukaryota; Metazoa; Chordata; Mammalia; Rodentia; Cricetidae. The record is from RefSeq and is a predicted model, not a curated record. The transcript has 3 exons.
CUCCUGUUUCCACAGUUCCUCCCCCAUGCUUCCUCUCUGCUACUCUCUCUUCUGGUUUUACCAUUGUUGUAAAAUCAGAGAAGGCCACAGGACUCAGAUUUUCAGGGACUCAAGCUACAAUGGCAGCCCAGUACCAUGCUGUGGGGUCCACAACCAGAAAGGCAAUGACCAGCUAUGAGCUUGGAAACCAAGACCAGGAAAAUUCCCAACUGAGAAUUGUCUUACUGGGGAAAACUGGAGCAGGAAAGAGUGCCACAGGGAACAGUGUCCUUGGAGAGAAAGUUUUUCACUCUGGCAUUUGUGCCAAAUCCAUUACCAAAGUCUGUGAGAAAAGGGUGAGCACCUGGGGUGGGAGAGAGCUCGUUGUUGUGGAUACGCCUGGUGUUUUUGACACUGAGGUACCAGAUGCUGACACAAGGAAAGAGAUUGCUCGCUGUGUUGCCCUGACCUCCCCAGGGCCUCAUGCUCUGCUCCUGGUGGUCCCUUUGGGGCGCUACAGUGUGGAAGAUCAUAAGGCUACACAGAAGAUUCUGAGCAUGUUUGGAAAGAAGGCUAGAAGAUUCAUGAUUCUCUUGCUCACCAGGAAGGAUGACUUGGAAGAUGCUAAUAUCCAUGAAUACUUAGAGAGUGCUCCAGGCAUUCAAGAGCUGGUCUGUAAGUUUGAGAAUCGCUACUGUUUGUUCAACAACAAAGCAUCAGGAGCUGAACAGGAGGACCAGAGGAUACAGCUGUUGGACUUGGUCCAGAGCAUGGUGAUGGAAAAUGGUGGAAGAUGCUUUACCAACAAGAUGUACAGAAGUGCUGAGGAAGAGAUUCAGAAACAAACUCAGGAGAAGCAAGAAUGGUACAGAGAGGAGUUCAAGAGAGAGCGAGCACGAAUAAGGGAGGAGUACGAAGAACAGAUUAGAGACCUGAAAGAUCAGCUGGAGAGGGAAAAGAGAAAGGCACAAAUGGAGAGAGAAUUCAUCAGAACAGAGGCUUUAUAUACAGAGAGGCAGCAAAAUGCUAGGAGGGAAGUUGAGGACCAAAAUAGGAUACUUGAAUUAAUCCUAAAAGUAUGGGAGGUUGCUCGAUUUAUCAUUAAUCAGUUUAUGCAAGACGACUAGACCUAGUCUGUAAGACUAGACCUCGUCUCUAUUUUCUGCAUCUUUUUCCUGAUAACCUUGCCCUAUAGGACUCAAUUCUCAGUGUUCAAAUGCCCUAGUUUCUGUCUUCCAGAACUAAAGAAUGCAGUAAAGGUCAUCUUUGGCAGUUGGUAGAUGUUCAAUUGACUUAUCAAAAAACUGACCAAUCCUCAAAUUGUGAAACUCCAAAGAAGAAUGUAUUAAUGCUUGCCGUGCUUGUGUUCUUCCUCAGAGAACGCUCCCCGCUGCCCCCAGGAGCCUCUAGAAGAUGACUGUAAGAUGUACCUAUUGUCCUCCUCUGGAUUCUCGACAAUAAUCUUCACCUGCAGCUUCUAUACAUUGUUGCUCAUUUUUCUGGGACAAUAGUCUUCUGUGAUUUAUUAGGAAGUUCAAUUAUAUGCAUGAGGCAAUCUUUAGACAGAAAUAGAUGGCUAUACAGUUCUCAAUGAAUAUUGGUUUGUUUAAUUACAUGUUCAUGAAUGGCCUCAAAUUGUUCCCUAUCUGUCCUUUGAAGGCAAAGCAAAUUUCAUAAGCCAACUAAUCCAGGAUGAGCACAAAUGGGCAAUUUAAUAGACAGUACUCUAGUGGUUAGUGUGUUUAGGUGUGCCUCUAGAAGCUCUCUGAUGACCUCUUAACAAGUUUGGUGACAUCAGUUCUCCUCUUGAGAAAUGAUCUGGCUGCUCCAACCCUACCUUGUACCCUGAUACAUCCAGCUUGUACCGCUUCUGCCCCACCCAGCCAGUUUGCUUAUUAUUGUUAUAAUAAACGUUUUCUUUGCCUCAUAUUUGUUCAGAAUCAGAAUCUGUUUUGUCUUCAAGGAUGACACUGCUGUAAUAGCACAGAGAUGAAUUUUGUUUUUUUGGGUGCUUUUAAAACCAGACUUACUUUAACCCCUGUUUUGUUUUCUUAUGAGUGUGGGUGCCUGUGCAUAUAUGUGUAUGUGUGUGUAUGUAUGCAUGCACAUUUGUGUGUGUGCAGGUUCUGUGCAUAUAUGGAGGACAGAGGAUGAUCUCAGGUCUUAUCCUCAGUGAGGCCAUUCACCUCCCUUGAGCUCGUGUUUCUCAUUGGCCUGGAGCUCACCAGUUAGGCUGAACCAGCUGGACCAUGGUUCCUGAGAAUGCGGUCACCAGCCCUGAGAGUAAAAAGGUGGAAUCUGUGUUUCUAACCCUGGCUUAUUUUCCUUAACAUAAUAAUCUCUAACUCGUCCAUUUUAUUGCAAAUAAAACAGCAUUCUUUCUUUAAUA